UUUGUGUGUUAAAGGCACCUCCCUGUUCUGCCCCAAAGAGAUGGUCAGCAGCCAGCCUCUCCCCAUAGCAGACAGUCGGAAAAGGAAGAAGAAGAAAAGAACCAGACCCACAGAUCACGUCCCUGGGAAGUUUGAAGACUUGUACAAGCUGACUGCUGAGCUGCUUGGAGAGGGAGCAUAUGCCAAAGUUCAGGGUGCUGUCAGCCUCCAAACUGGGAAAGAAUACGCGGUCAAAAUCAUUGAGAAAAACGCUGAGCAUAGUCGGAGUCGGGUUUUCCGUGAAAUAGAGACACUGUACCAGUGCCAGGGUAACAAGAACAUUUUGGAGUUAAUAGAAUUUUUUGAAGAUGACACAAGAUACUACCUUGUCUUUGAGAAGCUGCGAGGAGGUUCAAUCCUGGCCCAUAUACAAAAGCAGAAGCACUUCAAUGAACGAGAAGCUAGCAAAGUGGUGAGAGACAUUGCCUCUGCUCUGGAUUUUCUUCACACAAAAGGUAUUGCCCACAGGGACCUGAAGCCAGAAAACAUCCUGUGUGAAUCUCCAGAAAAGAUAUCACCAGUGAAAAUAUGUGACUUUGAUCUUGGUAGUGGGGUGAAGCUGAACAGUGCCUGUACCCCAAUAACUACUCCUGAGUUAACAACACCGUGUGGGUCUGCAGAGUACAUGGCACCUGAAGUGGUUGAAGUCUUCACAGAAGAGGCCACAUUCUAUGACAAGCGCUGCGAUCUUUGGAGCCUGGGGGUGAUUCUCUACAUCAUGCUCAGUGGUUACCCCCCUUUUGUGGGCAACUGUGGCACAGACUGUGGCUGGGACAGAGGGGAAGUGUGCAGAAUUUGCCAGAACAAGCUUUUUGAGAGCAUUCAGGAAGGCAAGUAUGAGUUUCCUGAGAAGGACUGGUCACAUAUAUCCCCAGAGGCCAAAGAUCUCAUCUCGAAGUUGCUGGUUCGUGAUGCCAAAGAACGACUCAGUGCUGCUCAGGUCUUGCAGCAUGCCUGGGUUCAAGGACAGGCUCCUGAAAGGGGAUUACCUACUCCUCAAGUUCUUCAGAGGAACAGCAGCACGAAGGACCUGACCCUGUUUGCCGCGGAGGCCAUCGCCCUCAACCGCCAGCUGUCUCAGCACGAGAACGAGCUGAGCGCCGAGCAGGAGAGCGUUGCCCAUGCCGUGUGCUCCAUGAAGCUUUCCCCUCCGUCCAAGUCUCGCCUCGCCAAGCGCAGAGCCAUGACCCACGCCACCAAAAACAGCGACUUCCAGCCGGUUCCCCUGGCCUUUUAAACUUCCUUCUGG
Messenger RNA from Dryobates pubescens (Downy woodpecker), 1288 nucleotides. It is a transcript of the gene MKNK1, whose product is annotated as MAPK interacting serine/threonine kinase 1. Gene Ontology annotation, biological process: protein autophosphorylation; intracellular signal transduction; peptidyl-serine phosphorylation. The record is from RefSeq and is a predicted model, not a curated record. The coding region runs from base 41 to 1276 and encodes 411 amino acids. The transcript has 11 exons. Gene Ontology annotation, molecular function: calmodulin binding; calcium-dependent protein serine/threonine kinase activity; calcium/calmodulin-dependent protein kinase activity. Gene Ontology annotation, cellular component: cytoplasm; nucleus. Lineage: Eukaryota; Metazoa; Chordata; Aves; Piciformes; Picidae.